AAUGACGACAUAGCGAUUCGGACUGAUACAUCCGGUGACCGAUCUGUCUCCAUGUCUAUCUCAGUCUAUCUGUGGUAGCAUAGCAUUGGGAUUGCAACUGUCAUGCGCAUUUGGGUUGUCGUUGAGUUUGUUAUGACAGAUUGAGGCCUCGGACUAAAUUAGGAAAGGAACCCUGUGUCUGUCCAGGGAAAUCCGCGAUGGAGGGCAUGGAUUUGGACCUAGACCCGGAGCUUAUGCAGAAAUUCAGCUGCAUGGGCACUACCGAUAAAGACAUCCUCAUAGCCGAGUUUCAGAGACUGCUUGGGUUUCAACUGAACCCCGCUGGAUGCGCCUUUUUUCUGGACAUGACCAAUUGGAACUUACAAGCAGCCAUCGGGGCCUACUAUGACUUUGAAAGCCCCAACAUUAAUGCUCCAUGCAUGUCCUUUGUUGGGGAUGUGACGAUCGGAGAGGGGGAAUCUGUACCCCCUGACACGCCUUUCACAAAGACUUGGAGGAUACAGAACACAGGUGCUGAGUCGUGGCCCCCUGGGGUAUGUCUGAAGUAUGUUGGGGGGGACCAGUUUGGUCAUGUGAACAUGGUGUUGGUGCGCUCAUUAGAACCCCAGGAGAUGGCUGACGUCAGUGUGCAGAUGCGCAGCCCUGUGGCCCCUGGCAUGUACCAGGGUCAGUGGAGGAUGUGCACCGCCACCGGACUCUUCUUUGGGGAUGUGAUCUGGGUGAUCCUUAGUGUGGAGGUGGGAGGCCUCCUGGGCGUGACGCAGCAGCUUUCCUCCUUCCAAGCAGAGUUCAACACCCAGCCAGCCCGGAACGUUGAGGGAGACUACAACCCCUUCGCCUCGCCACGGAAACACGCCGGCAGCAGUGACGAUAAUCACCACGAUGACAGCAGCCUAAAGGACCCCGCUGACACCUGGGAGGGUGGAACCGACCAAAUGCAGCAGGAACAAAAUGGACUGUCACACAAUUCUGUGACUAUAGCAACAAACGGUCUCCAAAGCAACCUAUCAGUAGUGACUUACAGCCAGGGUAUUCACGGACCCUAUCCUUUUGGGCAGUCUUAAAGCAUGGGAAACAUCACAGCCAGGCAGCACGGGAGUCCUGGAUUCACAUCAACUGAUGAGGGAGGAGGCUUUACUUUUGGCUGGUGGAGUAUCCUGUGAUUCAUACAAACACUUAUGCAAAGUCCCUCUCCACUUUACCGCAACACAAACAGAAACCAGAAGACAAAGCUGCUCUGUUCUUUCCCAACAUACGACUCAACCAACAACAUCCCACGUCCAGUGUAUGCAUGUGUGAAUGCUAAGUUAAAAAUGAGUGCUACACAUCUUUUUAAAAUAAAUUAGAUACUAGUUUUUUUCGGAUCUUUACUUUUUUUUUUGUUGUAUCCGAAUGCAGUCGAGACUACAGUGAUUAAAUGUGUGUGUGUGUGUUUGUGUGUGUGUGUGUGUGGGGCGGGGGGGGGGUGCGCGCGCGCGCACGCACCUACGUUUGCAUUGGAGUCUGUUUGCGUGCGGGUGUUUGCGUGUCUGCGUGUGUUGUGCAACUUGAAAGAGACUAGGGAGGAAAAGCCAUUUAUUUUGCAUACAGAUCCCCUAGUUCCUAAACUGACUUUAAAAAAAGAAAUCGCUUUCUACUCGCGUAUCCUAACUUCACAGUAUCCUAACAUCAUACUUUUGUAGAGACAGGAUUUAUUCAGCAAAUUCAGCAGCUUGAAAUGCAUGUAUUGUUGUUUUUAUCUGGUAAAAUCAAAGGAAAAACAGCUUAUUACCAUGCAAAUUCUGUUCACGCUUUGCUGUGGGUUCACUUUUGAUUAUGUUUGGUUGGUGCUGUUCCUCUCAAGUUACAGCAUAUUCAUCCACUAGAGGGAGGUCUUCAUCAAUAUUGCAGUUCCUAACUCCUGUCAACAAAAAUAAACCUCAACUAUAAUUUCCUGAAAGGACCCUCCUACUUUGGGUCAAUACCUGGAACGUUGGUUAAAUCUCCAUCCUAUGGGUUUAAUUUGGUUCGAUUAGAUUUCAUCAGGCUUUGUUCUGUGAGAUUGCAUAAGUCUAUUUUGUCAAAGCAGUGACAUUUUGUUUUUGCUUUUAUCAUAUUAAUUUGAAUGUUCUCGCUGAAUGUAGAUCUGAUGUUUUUGAAGCAUAUUUGUUUAUCCUGCUCAAAGAUCUUACACAUUUGCAUGGAAAAUGACAAUGUUUGAUUGUGUUUUCUCAUUGGAUUUUCUAAACAUUUUGUUAAUGAUCAUUUAUUCCAAAGACACGUAAAUUGUGUCUGUAGUGUGAGGUAAAUUCUGAAAUCGCAAUCAGUGUCAUCUUGCGUGAACAUGAAUAUUUUAAAAUAUAAGUUUGAAAUAUUUAUUAGUACAUGCAGUCAAUUCAUUAGUCCCUCAAGAGUCUUUAUAAAGAAUGUGUUAAGUUACUUGCACUAACCGGCUAAUCUCUAUGCAUUGAUAGUUUGGCCUCUAACCCAAACAUGACAUAAUUUAGUAUCGCUCCUUAUGACGGCCAGUUGUCUUCACGCUUUUGGAAUUUUAGAAGGCGACAUGCGGGUCCUCAUGGUAUGUCAUCUUUCCAUCUGUUUUGUACAUUACUUUAUAUUGGCCAUAAACAGCUUUUGCCCCGAGGAUGCCUGGGUGUAUUUAGACAAUGUUACAUCCACAUCAUUCUCCAGAACCACACCCCUGGCAUGGCUUAUCUGUCUCUGUUAUGGUUGGUGUUUAAGGAUUCUGGUAAUAUCUUGAGCUUUGAUCAAUUGCUUGUGCUCUUGAAAUUGAAAUAUUUCCCUCAUUGUAAAAGUAAAACAAAAACCAGUUGAUCUCCUUGUGUGCUUCCCAAAUCACCCAUAUUCACUGUAUAGUGCUCUAAUUCAGCUGUCAAAUGGCAUGCACUAUGUAGAGAACAAGGGGCCAUUUGGAACACAUCCUCACCUUUUUUUUGUUUACAGUUGAAUGUCCUUUAUGUAUUGAGUGAUACGUUUGCUUAUUUUAUGGUCAAUUUAUAUAUAUUUUCUUUCUUUCUGUGAAGCUUUCAGGGGUGUUGAAUGGAUGACUUUCGAGCUAGAGUUUUAAAGCAGCACAUGAGACCGUAAAGAGUCAGAGCAAAGUUAUUAAAGCCUUUUUCCUGUAUGUUUGAAUGAAUGUUUGUAUGAUUAAAUUAUCACUGAAAACCAAAA
Esox lucius (northern pike) is the source of this 3171-nucleotide messenger RNA. RefSeq names its product inflammation and lipid regulator with UBA-like and NBR1-like domains. The transcript is spliced from 5 exons. Gene Ontology annotation, cellular component: phagophore assembly site. Gene Ontology annotation, molecular function: ubiquitin binding. Gene Ontology annotation, biological process: macroautophagy. NCBI's taxonomy places the organism in Eukaryota, Metazoa, Chordata, Actinopteri, Esociformes, Esocidae. The record is from RefSeq and is a predicted model, not a curated record. The coding region runs from base 198 to 1064 and encodes 288 amino acids.